AAUUUUACCGGUGAAAAUUUGGUGGGUGAUGCUAGACUCGUGCAUUCGGAUGUCCUUUUUCAUUACGUCGGUAACAAACAAGUAUUCCUUAAUAUUUUACAAACAUGUCUUCACUCGAACACUACCCUGGUUACUUUGGAGGUGAUUUAUAAAAGAAAGAAGUUGAGAGUCAAACGAACCCAUGUUCUCGGAAGCCUAGGUAUUUUAGAUGAAGCCGGGAAAUAUAAUGUUGGAGAUCUCAUUUCAGAAGGGCUUUCGGACUUUUUCCUUGUUGAUGUAUCAUCCACAUUCAAACGCACUUUAGAUAGCACAAUACUAACUUCUUCCGAGAGGAUUAAGAAGAUCAGAAACGUAGAGCCGGGUCAAGGAGAGGAUGAUCAUGAUGAAAGUUAUGAGAUAGAUAAUUUCUUUAAAAGUCCUUCCGAAAAAAAAUCAUCCAAUCUGUUUUUGCAAGAAAAGGACAACUCAGUCAAGAAACAGCAGAAAUCAAGCAAUGAACGGGGUUCCAACGAAGCGGAUGACGAGAAAGACAAGGUCGAGUCUGAAGCACGCGACUCCAUUUUUAUAUCCGAAGAAAAUGAUGAUUCAGGAUUUUUUUCUUUAGGUUCACAACCCGUAUCCUUCUGUAAUGCAAGUGAUACCGAAGAUGGUUCCGAAAAUAAACCGUUUUUAGUAUCCGAGGAAGAGUAUGCAUAUUUACAAGAAAUUUUAAACGAAGGUGUAAAUUACAAACUCCCAAUGAACGAAAUCGGAGAAGACGUUUCUAUACGUAAAAAAGCAAAAAAGAUCACGAAGGGUACUUAUAGCGUGGAGCAUCCGCGAUCAAGAAAUAGCGAGAAGUCUUCCUUCGAGGUUCCCUCUGAUGAGAAUGCUAAGGAUCCUGAAGACGACGAAGAAAUUAAGUUUGAUUUAGCAGAUAUUUCGAUAGAGCUGGAAAAAGAACCAACAUGCAAAUGGGAAGUUGGCUGUAUAAACGUAACCGAUCGAUUUCGGCAAUAUCAAAAAGAAGUGAUCAAGAGGGCGGAGAGGGAGGGCUUGAAAUAUGAUAAAAUCUACGAGCUUUUUGUAGCUGAUUCACAUAUUAACUAUGAUCUUCCUAGAAUGCGUGGGAAUGAGAUUCCAUCAGAUUGGAAAGAUCGAAUUUGGGACACAUUAAUGCCUGUUGCAUUAAUGGACGGUCUUGAGAAAUACCCUAUGCGACAUAAUGCAAGUGUACCUGAAAUUUUGGCCUAUAGAUUUGAAAGAAGCUGUGUUUUGAUUGAUGCUGAGGAAUAUUUUAAUUCUGUUUAA
Molecule: messenger RNA, 1290 nt
Organism: Funneliformis caledonium
Lineage: Eukaryota; Fungi; Glomeromycota; Glomeromycetes; Glomerales; Glomeraceae
Source: the annotation of a GenBank genome assembly